AUGGCCGCACCCCUCGUGCCAAAGCCGAAGCAGCAGGGCAUGUUCGAUUAUGGCACCCUGGCCAGCGUGGAGAAGUGCACCUCAGAGGAGCUGGCAGAGAAAUGGCUGGGCAAGCUGGACUUGAAAGAUGCAUCGCACGUCAAGCAAGCUUUCCAGGAUCACGGCGUGAUAGGAACCGAUGUCGUGUACUUGGAUCUCAGCGACCUUCAGGUGCUUUGCGACAAGGUGGGGGAUCGAAAGAAGAUCCUCAGGAGCCUCCACGAACUCAAGAAUGCAAAGGUAAUGCAAGAGAAGAAUCGGAUCAUCGGGAAGUUCCACCCCUGGGAGCCUUGGGGUUGCUGCUGCCUCUGCCGGAACAGCGAUGCCCCAGUAAUCGUGCUGCCAACCGUGAUCAAGUUCAAGACACGGCCGAGCCUGAAGUUCCUGUCCGUGGAGUCGUGCAUCUCGCGUGAGAGGAUCACUGAGAGUCUCCUCGUCAGCCAGAUCCAGGAUCUGACGGUGCGGCAGACAGGCUGGUCACUCUGCGACUUCGACAUCGCGAGAAUGUGUUGCUGGUGCCCGACAACCCAACUUCACUUGAUUGCUGACAACGAAACUAACCCGGAGCUCACCUUCAUGCUUCCCUACUCGGAAGCUGCGGUCGUUGAGCGGAUGCUCCGUGAUGCCAUGGAGGCCAGUGCAUCAGGUCAAACUGACAUGGCGUACAUCCUGGCUGACAAGCGAUCGUGA
This is a messenger RNA of Symbiodinium sp. CCMP2592, 729 nucleotides long. Lineage: Eukaryota; Dinophyceae; Suessiales; Symbiodiniaceae. The record is from the annotation of a GenBank genome assembly.